This is a messenger RNA of Tribolium madens (black flour beetle), 1298 nucleotides long. It is a transcript of the gene Cda7, whose product is annotated as chitin deacetylase 8-like. Lineage: Eukaryota; Metazoa; Arthropoda; Insecta; Coleoptera; Tenebrionidae. Gene Ontology annotation, biological process: carbohydrate metabolic process. The record is from RefSeq and is a predicted model, not a curated record. Bases 56 to 1180 code for a protein of 374 amino acids. The transcript is spliced from 4 exons.
CACAAAAAUAGGUAUAUAUAGUUAUCCUCUUUACUACUUUUGAAACUAAAAAAGUAUGAAGAUUAUAAUUUUUCUUUUUUAUGCAAUAUGCAUUGUAAAAGGGCUUCCGCCCCUCAACAAUUCAAGCAUUUGUAAAAGCACAUUCUGUGAAAUUGAAAAUGAUUGUCGCUGUUCUUCUACAAUUAACCCAAUUACCAACAUUGAUGAUCCAGCACCACAAUUUAUAGCAAUAACAGUAAGUGAGUCUGUUGUUACAACGCUAUAUCACAACUAUUUAGUGCCUUUACUGUAUGGUCGUACAAACCCUGAUGGAAACUCAAUUGGAGCAACAUUUUACGUCAACCACGAAUACACAGAUUAUGAGUUAGUCCAAAAAUUAUAUCUUCAUGGUUAUGAAAUUGGUGUACAUUCGAUAACGAAAAAUUCAUCUCAAGAUUACUGGAGACACGCAUCUUUAAAUGACCUUAUCGAGGAGUUUGAUGGCCAGCGGGAGAUUAUAUCGCAUUUUGCUAACAUUCCAUCCAAAGAUAUUCGAGGUGGUAGAACACCACAGUUACAAUUUGAAGGAGACUUAACAAUCAACGCAUAUAAACAAUCUGGACUUGAAUACGAUAAUUCGUGGCCAACAAGUUCUAAUAAACUUCUUCUUCCCUACACACUAGACUAUUUGUCUACUCAAGAGUGUUUAGUAUCAAUUAGUUGUCCUAAAGAGUCACAUAAACAUUUUUGGGUAGCUCCUCUCACCAAUAUUAGGGGUAAUAACAACGUUGAAUGUAAUUCCCUGGCAAGCUGUUUAAUCGAUGGAACCGCUGAAGAAAUUGCCAAUUGGUUAAUAAAUGAAGUUGACCGAGUAAGAACAAAUAAUCGGGCUCCUUUAGUGUUGCGACUAGACUCGUAUUGGUUUGAAUUUACCAAAAACAGUUUAGAAGGUUUUACUUUAUUUUUAAACGAAAUGUCAAGAAGAAAUGAUGUCUUUUUUGUAUCAGUACAAGAUAUUGUUGAUUGGAUCAAGAAUCCAGUUCCCGUUACAAAAUACGUUACCCCAGUACAUAAGAGAUCUGCAAAGUGCACUCCUAUUAGUUGUGCUCUCAAGUUUUUGAAUGGAAGCGAAAGGUACAUGAAAUCUUGCGUUGGAUGUCCACGAACGUAUCCCUGGAAAGGAAAUCCAUUGGGAGAAUAACAAGAAAUAAUAUUUAUCUUAUUUAUUAUACUUACCUUUUUACAUUUGCUUUUUACCUACUGUAGGUAACACACUUACUUGAAAAAACACAAUAUUAAAAUAUUCUUUUAUAAUUCUA